This is a messenger RNA of Podarcis muralis (Common wall lizard), 2782 nucleotides long. It is a transcript of the gene SFN, whose product is annotated as stratifin. The record is from RefSeq and is a predicted model, not a curated record. Lineage: Eukaryota; Metazoa; Chordata; Lepidosauria; Squamata; Lacertidae.
CAGGGGUUACAGUCCAAGCCACCGUGCAUUUAGGUGAAAUUGCAUAUAUUUGAAACACCAUUGAAAAAGCCUGCAAACACCCUGUUCUGCCCCAACCCUGUCCCUUUCUGUGAUGUUUUGGGGUCACGUCCAUGUUCGACAUGGCCGCGCACAGUUUGCACACAUAUAUUGAACACACAUAAAUUGCUCCAGAUAGCCAAGUAUCGUCUGCGCAGGACUUGUCUCAAAGAAUCCUGGGAACUCUAGUUUGUUACAGGUGUUGGGAAUUGCAUCUCUGUAAGAGGUAAAAUGUAGUUCCCACGGUUCUUUGGGUGGAACAGUGUACUUUAAAUGUAUGGUGUGUAUGCAGCCUAAGGCACCUUCCAAUGGUCUUAUGUUCCUAAAUGGUAAAGCUGUUCCUGGUUAGUACCACUUCAGUUUGCAGGUGGCUUAUUUCCCCCCACAUAUUUGAAUACUGCUCUUUUCCCACACAUAUGUCAAACUUAUAUGUCAGGAAGGCCAAGUUUAAUGCUUUCUGUGUGCGGGAGGGUGGGAUUCCUUUUGUUUAAUGGCAGAGUAUCCAAACAUGCACCCCUUCUCCUCUGCUGUGGCACAAUUCAGGGAAAGCUUUAUUUGCUAAAAUAAUUUACUAUAUAUACUGCUCUCUAAUUUAAAAAGGCUCAUGCAGCCAUAAAAUCACAAUAAAAAUCCAGUUUAAAAGAUCAAUAAAACAACAACAGUAUAUCAGCCACAGUAACCGCUGUGGUCCUGUUCCAUUGAUCAUAUAAACUGGUCCCAUGUUUGGAAGGGAGGCAAUUUCACAUAGUCAGUACUGGGUGUGUAGAUGCCACACAUUUAAAGCUCAUACAACAACAAUAAUUCUGGGAACUGUAGUUUACCGCUCACAGGUCUAGGAUUUCCAGCACAUUUGGGAAUCGAGCACACCGUGAUUUUUUGGGCGCAGGAAUGUGAUUAGAUAUAUGAUGUGUAGGCAUACUGAAAUCCCCUGGAAAAUACUGGCUAGAGAAUGCUGGGGAUGGACAGGGGUUAAGAUUGGGACUUGUGGGUCAGGUUAGGUUUUUGUACACUGCCCCCUGGAGGGGAACAGACACUCUUUUAUUUGAGCUCAUGCUCUGUGGCCCAUUUUUGUCCACUGAUGCCUGUCAGGAGGACAAGCGACCUCUUGCCUAAGAGGUCUCAGGGUCUCUCUGUCUGUCUGUCUGUCUGUCUCUCUCUCUGCAUCCCUGGGCAGGUGAGCAUUCAUUCACCAUCUUGCUCAAAGAGUGAAUCACUGCCACUUUCCUUUUAAGGAGAGGCUGCAGGAAAGGAAGUGGGGGAAGGGCUGCUCAUUGAGCGCUUCUUCACCACGCCUUGUUCUUGCUCCAGGCUGAGACGCCAAAGCCAAAAGCCGAUCCCGGCAGCUGAACUCAGCAGAGACUCUUGAGGGCUCUUCGAGUAGCUGCCUGAUCUCUCUCCUUGCCCAGCACUCCCUUCCGUUGCCCCCACGAUGGCCAGGAACCACCAGGUGCAGAAAGCCAAGCUGGCUGAGCAGGCCGAGCGCUAUGAGGACAUGGCCGACUUCAUGAAGGCAGUGGUGGAGGACGGAGCUGAACUCUCGAACGAGGAGCGCAACCUCCUCUCCGUCGCCUACAAGAACGUGGUCGGCUGCCAGAGGUCUGCCUGGAGGGUCAUCUCCAGCAUCGAGCACAAGACCGAGGAAGGCGACGACAAAUCCCAGCUGGUCAACGAAUACCGGGAGAAGAUUGAGAAGGAGCUGAAGGAUGUCUGCAAUGUUGUCCUGGGGCUGCUGGACAAGCACCUCAUCAAGAAAGCCAGUGACCCAGAGAGCAAAGUCUUCUACCUGAAGAUGAAAGGUGACUAUUUCCGCUACUUGGCCGAGGUGGCCACUGGGGAUGACCGCAAGCAGAUCAUCGACAAUGCACGGAAAGCUUACCAAGAGGCAAUGGACAUCAGCAAGAAGGAGAUGCAGCCCACUAACCCUAUCCGGCUGGGCCUUGCCCUCAACUUUUCGGUCUUCCACUAUGAGAUCGCCAAUGCCCCAGAAGAGGCCAUCAAGCUAGCCAAAACCACCUUUGACGAGGCCAUGGGCGACCUCCACACGCUCAGCGAAGACUCCUACAAAGACAGCACCCUCAUCAUGCAGCUUCUCAGGGACAACCUCACAUUAUGGACCGCAGAGUGCUCAGGAGAAGAAGGGGGAGAGGCUGGUGAAGAGCCAAAGAACUGAACUUUGCAAACUGCAGAACGACGGUAACUCAUUGUCUCCCCUGCAACCUCACUGUCUCUCUCCCACCCAUCCCACUUUCCCAACCCAUCCUAUUUUUAUAAGAUUCAUUUUCUCCAGCUCCUGGGAGCUCCAGCUGGAUUUUUAUAGCAAAAGGGGACUGAUCCAUGCGCAAAUGGGACUUCAGCAUUUACCUAACCCUCCUUGUGUGGCAGCUUUUUGGAGGGGCAUCGCUAUUUCCUGGCCUCUGUACUUCCUGGUAUGUGACCUCUUCCUGCAACCCAGAGCUCCUUGCUUUGUAUUAACUCUUGUAUCUAUCUGGUCAGCACCUGGUUAACACGAGAGUCUUCCUGACCUGUCAUGGAAGACAGAGAUAUCUGAUUGUAUAUGUGUGUAUACAUAUAUUUAGUGUUUAACUGUGGAAGAAAGAAUUUUUUUGUUUUGUUUUGUGUGGUAAAGUUGCCAAAGUAGCAGCUGAACAGAAUUAAGCAAGAGUUGUCACCUUUGCUUCUCACGGCCCGCUUUUUAAAAAAUAAAUAAAUCUGCUGGGUUUUCUCA